AACACAUCAACAACUGAUAUGUUUAUAUUUAAAAAUUACAAUUUUGUUUAUACUGGGCUGGCCAAAAAGUUAUAUCAUUUUUAUCAGUAGUUGACAUUCAUUCAAUUUGUGUGUCGACACUUCAUUUUUUCAACAAAUGCAUACAUGGCCUUGAAGCUUACAUUUCAGGGUAUCUUAUUUAAAAAAGAGUGCCGAGUACAAUGGAGUGUUUCAUCUGUUACAAAUAGUUAAAAACGGAAGACACAAAGUCUGGUUUUGGAAAUAUUAUAUCAUUUUCAAAAAGGUAGAACAUUGUUUAAAUUGGAAAAAGACAUGAAUAGUGUACGUGAGAUGGUACUAAAUGAUUGCAAAAGUUUUGGUUUUGCGAAAUUUUUUGUUGAAAAUAUUUCUACGAAUAAUGAUCCAUGUUCUAGGAGAGCAAGCACUGUUAGAUGAUCAAUAAUGAUUAAAUGGAAGUCUUGAUCAGCAAUAAUUCUGCUUACACAUUGAAAAAACAAUUCGUUGUAUAAUAAGAUUUCAGUUGCACAUGUUAGAUUUGUAGUAGAAUAUCUUUUCAAAAAGCAACAAAAUUUUUUAUUCAACCAGAUAUAUUAAAGUCCACGUUAUUAGUGCUUCCUUUUUACCAAUAUUUAGUGUAAUAACUUUCACCCCAGGCUCUGAUAACUUCAACGACAGCCCUGUAUAUAAGUACUGAAGCACAAUACAACUCAAUAUGUAUGUGCUUACAUAUAACACAUGUAUACUCAGGAAGUGUGUCCUCUCACGCGAAUACUCCAUGCAUAAAGCGGACAUUAAUAAACACUCUUAUGCAAUUAGGAAUAUCAGCCUUAAUACGCAUAUACAAAUCGUUCUGCUUUUAUUUUUACAAAGUAUGUGAUAAGGAGAAUGAUGCAAAGGGAACACGACUUCAUAAAGUUACGUGCACUGUUUUUCAAUAGUGAAUGAUAACAAAAACUUCUAGUACAAAAAUGGAGAGCUGCGAUGUUUUCAGUAAUCUAAAAAGGGUAAAUUUGGAAUCAGACAUUUGCAGACAUUCCUGCUGUUUUUGGGGAUGGCUUUUGGAUACUGUCUUCGAGUGAGCAUAUCGGAAGCCAUCGUCCCAAUGGCGAAAAAUGAUAGUUCUCAAGGGGAGGUGUAUAAUUGGGGUCCAUCAGAAAAGUCUAUGAUCCUAAGUUCCUUCUUUUGGGGUUACACGGUAAUUCAAGUACCAAGUGGAUAUAUAGCGUCUGUUUGGAGUGGUCAAAAAUUGCUUUGCAUCGGGGUGUUUGUUUGUGCAAUUUUGAACGCGUUAAUACCCACUGUUGCUCGGUAUGGAGGUUACAUCGCAGUCUGCAUUUGUAGGGUCGGUAUGGGUCUUUGUCAAGGUUGCCUUUUACCUUGCACUCAUACGCUCCUCUCAAAAUGGGCACCUCCAAACGAACGAUCGAGACUUGGAGCAUUUGCUUAUGCUGGAGCACAAUUUGGUACCGUGAUUUCGUUUCCAAUUUCUGGACUACUAGCAGGUUCUUCGAUUGGCUGGCCCUCCAUUUUUUAUGUAUUUGGUGCUCUAGCCUUCAUUUGGAGUAUCACGUUUUUCUUUUUCGGCUCUGAUAGCCCUGCUCAGGAUUCACGAAUAUCGCAAGAGGAGAAAGAAUAUAUAGAAAGCAGUAUACGAAGUGACGAGGGGAAGAAAGCGAUACAUGAUACAGGGAAAAAAGUAACACCAUGGAAAUCUAUCUUCACCUCUGUUCCAAUGUGGGCUCUCAUAAUUGUACACUGUGGACAAAACUGGGGAUACUGGACUCUGGUCACGGAAUUACCAAAUUAUAUGGACAAUGUGUUGAAAUAUAAUUACGAAGAGAACGGUCUGUUGUCAGCCUUGCCAUAUCUGGUGAUGUGGAUUCUGAGCUUCCCCAUGUGUUGGUUGGCCGACUACUCAUUAAAGAAGGGUGUUUCAAGAGGGGUGGUGAGAAAAGUUAGCAACACCAUAGCCCACUGGGGGCCCGCCAUUGCUUUAAGUUGUUUGGCCUCAAUGUCGAUCCACGACCCCCUCGUGGCUGUCGCCAUUUUGGUAGUAGCCGUUGGAUUAAAUGCUGGAUCUUUAUGUGGAUUCCAAAUCAAUCACAUUGAUUUGAGCCCGAAUCAUGCCGGUACAAUGAUGUCCAUCACAAACUGCAUCGCUUCUGUAAUCGCGAUAAUCGCACCUUUAGUCUGCAGUGAAAUCGCGUAUGAAGAGACGAACGCAUCACUGUGGAACAUAGUGUUUUAUUUAUCCGCUGCAAUUUACGUACUGGGAAACUUAGUUUUCAUUAUUUUCGGUCAAGCUGAAGUUCAACCAUGGAAUGAACCCGAAGCUUUCGAACUUACGAAAAGGAAAGAAUCUGAAACAGCGUGAAUAAUAAAAACAGCAAGCACACAUUGUCUUUCAUUAUAAUUUAAAUGUUACUUGUACUAUAUGCAUUUAUUAUAUUACACGUGUGCUAAGGUAGACACUGUACAUAGCAUACCUGUGUCGGUAAUA
Megachile rotundata (alfalfa leafcutting bee) is the source of this 2500-nucleotide messenger RNA. RefSeq names its product putative inorganic phosphate cotransporter. Gene Ontology annotation, biological process: transmembrane transport; monoatomic anion transport. The record is from RefSeq and is a predicted model, not a curated record. Gene Ontology annotation, molecular function: transmembrane transporter activity. Gene Ontology annotation, cellular component: membrane. NCBI's taxonomy places the organism in Eukaryota, Metazoa, Arthropoda, Insecta, Hymenoptera, Megachilidae.